UACCUCCGACUGUAUCAACAUCUGUAGUUGCUAAGCGUUAUGCAUUUCUUUCUGCUGCAUUAAUAGAAUUAUCCCCACAGAAGAUGCCAAUAUCUGAAGUACAGUUACAUGAUAAUCUUCUGAAUGAGCUGCUGGGUAGUAUGCGCCAUUCAUCUGCGCAAGUCCGGGAAGCUAUAGGUGUUACCCUUUCAGUGUUAUGCUCAAACAUUCGGCUUUAUAUGUCGUUUUCUCAAGAUAAUCCUGACAUGAAAUCUGAUAUUAGUCACCACCUUAAGGAGGAAAGCUGGGUCCAGUUGGUUACAGAAAGAGCAUCUGAAGCAGUCGCAAACAUUCAGAAAACUGGCAUGUCUGAUAGUCUGGAGGCCUCCACUGAUGUAAAUACUCAAAAUGGUCAUCUUAAUGUAAAUCAUGCUGACUCACAAGAUGAUGUCAAAUGGAUGGAAACGUUAUUUCAUUUUAUCGUCUCAACUUUGAAGUCUGGAAGAUCUUCAUAUAUGCUUGACGUAAUUGUGAGCCUUCUCCACCCAAUAAUUUCCUUGCAGGAAACAUCAAAUAAAGAUUUAUCCACAUUGGCCAAAGUAGCUUUCGAAUUGCUAAAAUGGAGGGUUUUCCGUGAGCCCCAUCUCCAGAAAGCUGUUUCAGUUAUUCUUUCUUCUGCAAAUGACUCAAACUGGCGGACAAGAUCUGCAACUCUAACAUAUCUCCCAACUUUUAUGUUUAGGCAUACUUUCAUUCUCUCAAGUGGGGAGAAGCAAAAGAUCUGGAGAACUGUAGAAAAGCUACUUGUUGACAGUCAAGUGGAGGUGAGGGAGCAUGCUGCUGCUGUUCUAGCUGGACUAAUGAAGGGUGGCGACGAAGAUUUAGCUAGUGCCUUUCGUGAGAGAGCUUAUAAGGAUGCAAAUUCAAUCCAAAGAAGGAGGAGGAAAUCAAAUUCAGGUCAAUCUGUCGCUUCUGUUCACGGUGCUGUACUUGCUUUGGUGGCUUCUGUGUUAUCUGUUCCAUAUGACAUGCCCAGAUGGUUGCCUGAUCACAUUACAUUACUGGCUCGUUUUGCUGGGGAGCCAUCACCUGUGAAAUCUACAGUGACAAAGGCAGUUGCGGAGUUCCGGCGUACCCAUGCGGACACAUGGAGUCUUCAGAAAGAUUCAUUUACUGAAGAGCAACUUGAGGUCCUGGCUGAUACAUCCUCAUCAUCAUCAUAUUUUGCAUGAUUAAGAUACUUCUAUACUGUAAGAAACAGUACAGCAGAAACACAAUGAUUGAUAGCGAGAAUUAUAUUUUUCC
This is a messenger RNA of Carica papaya (papaya), 1284 nucleotides long. The record is from RefSeq and is a predicted model, not a curated record. NCBI's taxonomy places the organism in Eukaryota, Viridiplantae, Streptophyta, Magnoliopsida, Brassicales, Caricaceae.